CCACACUCGUGCCCACACAACAAGACAACAGCACUGUCUUUUGCUUGCUAGAUUCGUUGGACCCCGCUUUGUGCAACCCACCAACCAUGCUCUCCCGCGCGUGCCGCCGUCUCAGCAGCAGUGCUGCCGCUGCUCAACAGAUGCACAAGGUGACGAUGAUCCCUGGUGAUGGCAUUGGCCCUGAGAUCUCCGCUGCUGUCAAGCAAAUCUUCCGCGCCGCCGAGGUGCCCGUGGAGUGGGAGGAUGUCGACGUGAUGCCCACCUUUGACGAGUUUGGCCGCUCUACCAUCCCCCAGCGCGCAAAGGACUCCAUCAACGAGAACAAGAUUGCCCUCAAGGGCCCCCUCGGCACGCCCAUUGGCAAGGGCCACCCGUCCCUCAACCUCACGCUGCGCAAGACGUUUGACCUCUUUGCCAACGUGCGCCCCUGCCGCUCAGUCAAGGGCUACAAGACCCCAUACGACGACGUGGACACUGUGAUUAUCCGGGAGAACACGGAGGGCGAGUACUGCGGCGUUGAGCACGAGGUGAUCCCCGGUGUGGUGCAGUCGAUCAAGCUCAUCACGCGCGACGCAUCCAUGCGUGUCGCCAACUUUGCCUUUGAGUUUGCCAAGAACAACAAGCGCAGCAAGGUCACCGCCGUCCACAAGGCAAACAUCAUGAAGAUGUCUGAUGGGCUGUUCCUCGAGUGCUGCAAGGAGGUCGCCGAGCGCUACCCCGACAUUGAGUUUGAGCACCAGCUCCUCGACAAGACAUGCCUCAUGAUCACGGAGGACCCGCACCAGUUUGACGUGAUGGUGAUGCCGAACCUGUACGGCGACAUCCUCUCCGACCUCUCCGCCGGCCUCAUCGGCGGCCUUGGCCUCACCCCAAGCGGCAACAUUGGCGCCACUGGCAUUGCCAUGUUUGAGGCGGUGCACGGCACAGCGCCCGACAUUGCCGGCCAGGACAAGGCCAACCCGACUGCGCUUGUUCUGAGCAGCGUGAUGAUGCUGCGACACAUGCACAUGCACGAGCACGCCGACGUGAUUGAACGCGCCAUCCUCGACACCAUUGCCGCCAGCAAGGAGACGCGGACUGGGGAUCUCGGGGGAACCGCCAGCUGCUCGGGCUUCACCAAGGCCGUCUGCGAUCGCAUCCACCAGUAAACAUCCACACACGCGCACGCGCACGUGCACACGUACACAAGUGUAGUUCUAUGCGUGCAUCUCACCACUCCACGUAUUCCAGCUUUGCAUUUCGUUCCGUUUGUGUCGUCUGUUGCUUUCUUUCCAUGUCAAGCUUGUCGCAAACGUCGUCACGGCACUCCCGCGCUUUUGUUUUGUUUCGUUCGUAUACUUGUUUUGUUUUGGUUUGAGUCGACACCACUGCCUCUUCCGGGUGUGUUUCGGCGAGGUGCUCUUGGGUCACACACACACACACACACACUCUCUCUCUCUCGCUCCCACUCUCUGCCCUGCCGUUGGUUGUGUUGGGUCGUUUCAAUCGUCCAAUCAAAAGAUGGCAAGCAAGCAAGCGAAUGUAAUGCAAAGCGAAUGCAAG
Salpingoeca rosetta is the source of this 1542-nucleotide messenger RNA. RefSeq names its product isocitrate dehydrogenase 3. The transcript is spliced from 11 exons. The record is from RefSeq and is a predicted model, not a curated record. Gene Ontology annotation, biological process: tricarboxylic acid cycle; isocitrate metabolic process. Gene Ontology annotation, molecular function: NAD binding; isocitrate dehydrogenase (NAD+) activity; magnesium ion binding. The coding region runs from base 87 to 1148 and encodes 353 amino acids. NCBI's taxonomy places the organism in Eukaryota, Choanoflagellata, Craspedida, Salpingoecidae. Gene Ontology annotation, cellular component: mitochondrion.